UCUUUGCCCGCCGUAUGUAUACACGGCCCACGGCUCAUAUGCACGUCCUUUACAGGCGCCUCUGAAUCCAUACGCUGUUUUAUACACACAACCUGUGCUCUCGAUGCCGUCCCAGCGGUCCUGUACACGAGUAGUGGUUUCGAUAAAAUCCACCAUUUAAUUAACAAUGUCAAUGGCAGAGGCGACGUGUCUGUCUGGACCGACUGUGUUAACGUGGUGUAUUGCGUCGGCGUACCGGGAAACUUCACACGGGUCUUUGGUCACUGUUCGCACGCUCUAACCGCCGGCACAGCGCGACCUGACACAGUGAACGCCGGCCGCAGCCUGUGCGUUGCCGUUGUCAUCGCUCCAGUAAAGUUCAUCGCGCGUGCAUUCGCUGUUCACGUAAUCCUUUGACUUAUGCGACUCUCAUUGAAUCAAUCGAAUCGUCGUUUCGUUUUUGAAAAUUAAUUGUCAAUGGAACCAAAAGUCAUCAAAGAAGAGAUGAUUGAGCGAGAUCCUGGAGUUUUAGAAGAAAGUUCUACAAUAAAUAAUAAUAACAACAACAAUAAUAACAAGGAAUCAUCUUACAGGAUACAAACUCGUAAAUCCAAAAUCAAGUCCAAAGAAGCUUCCGGUUUCACGGCCAAUGCUUCUGCUAUAGAAUCCUCACGUGAACAGUUACUCAGCCCGUCGCUGCAAACCGCCGGAACAGUUCAAAACGACAUCGAAUCGGAGAUUGCUAGUCCUUCGUCAGAGAACAAUACAUUUAGAAAUCAUUCUAAACUUAAACGGUUUCUCUCUACACUAGUUCAGUUCAGCGUACAAUUGUCUCCACAGAUAAGCGAUCGUGUCAAGGGUCAAAUUUUCAACUUGGUGAAUAAUCUAAUAAGUCCUGAAGAAUUUCACCAUAAUGUACAAGAAAUGACUAAUUUUCCUUUACGACCUUUUGUGCUACCGUUUUUGAAAAAUCACAUACCUUCUUUACACCGCGAACUCAACUCAUUAGCACGAAACAACAAACAAACACUUCAGCAAUAUUUGAAACAACACGAAAAUGCUUAUUUGGACAGGGACUCUCAGCCUAGCGAACCGUCAGAGAUUUUCCACCAGGUAGAAAAGGUGCAAGCGCCACCUCCACCGUCUAGAGAAAACAAUGCGGUGGCCAGCAAUUCUUGCGCCGGUAGCGUUAACAGCAACAAAAGACCUUAUCAAGACGGCAAUAAUUAUUUCGAGAAUGGAUGUAUUAUCGAUGUGGACUAUCAGCAACCGUGUGUAAAACGGUCUAACUUAAGCUACGGUAUGCCAUUCAUGUAUCAUCACCAUACACAUUUGACCAAUCAGGAAACUCAGCAUCCUUACAAUAUUGUACCACUGUUACAUAUUCGUGGAGAUCCAGAAGAUAACAAAGGGCACGUCGAAGACGAAUGGAAAAAUAUACACGUAAUGUUAAACUGUAUAUUGAGUAUGGUCGAAAAGACAAAAAAGGCAUUGGGUAUUUUGCAAGAACGAGGACUAGCAGAGUCUAAUCUUCCAGAAUGGAUUAAGAAAAAGUCUACAGAAGAAAUGCUUUCACAAACGGUUCGUUUAGCCGAAGAGAAAAUUGAAGCCGUUAAAAAAAGAGCAGAGGAGUCUAUGAAUGAUAUCAAACACCAAGCCCUAGCUGAAUUGCAAAAGUUGGUAUUAAGUGCUGAAAGUAAGAUCAUAGAAAUGAUGGUUACUGAAAAAGCUAAAAUGAAUGCUGCAACAGCAGCUGCUGUAGCGGCAGCAUGUAAUGGAGGUAGUAGAUCAUUGAUAGGUUCGGCUACUGCUAGUCAAAUAUCUCCUUCGACUCUGAUGCCCCAGUAUAACAGUUGUUGGAAUUGUGGCCGUAAAGCAAAUGAAACAUGUAGCGGCUGCAAUACAGCUCAGUAUUGCAGCUCGUUUUGCCAGCAUAAAGACUGGGAGACCCAUCACCAAACGUGCUGUAUUCAUUCGGCUGCAGCCAAAGGCAGUCACAAACAAUCCAUUUCGGACCCGUGUCCUUCAAAUGACGUGUCAAGUAACCGCUCAGGGUUCAGGCUAAGUCCACACGAUACCCAAGUUCAGUCGGCAUCACAAUCAACCGAUAGAUCAGCGUCUUCUUGUGCGGUUACUAAGUAGACUUAAGAUUUGUUUCCGUCCUUUUUCUGGAAAUCUCUUACGAGCGGAAAAUUCAAAUUAGCGCUCUUGUUGUUAUUUAUAUUGAUUAUUAUUUAUUUAAAAUAGUGUAUUAUAUUAUUAUAAUACACUUACAAUUACAAUACAUUUAAAAGUAAAAAAUGAUAUUGGCAAAAUUAUUAUUCUAUCAUAUUGGAAGUAUAUACAGAAUAUAAAAAAAUAUGACAUGUUUUAAUAUUUAUAUUUUGUAUUAAUAUUUAUACAUUUUACGUGCGCUCAUUGAUUCUAAUUGAAUUUUAAUUUCAUUUUGUUUAACUAUCAAAUCCAUUAGAACAGACAAUUUUUUUAUUGACUUUUAUUGAUUCUAUUACUCUGGGAAUUUAUUUAUAUUAAACCCCAAACUUAUUAUUAAUAUUAAUUAAUUAAAUAUAUAUAUAUUAAAAAAACAAUAUCAGCAAAUUGUUUGCACGUCUAUGAUUGUAUGAAAUUUAGCAAAAUUUAGCAUGUGGUGAACACCAUAUGUUAAAUUUUUUUUUAUUAUUCACAACACAUUUUACAUUUGUACAAUAUACAGCACGAUCACUUUACCUACUAAACACAACUCGUAUACAUAAUAUAAUGUAUGUAAUGUAAUGUAUAAUAUAAUGUAAUGUAUGUAUAAUAUAAUCUUUAAUUUAUAUGUUAACUAUUCUUUUUUCUUCUAAUAAAUUUAAAAAUCGAUAUUAUUA
Messenger RNA from Daktulosphaira vitifoliae (grape phylloxera), 2846 nucleotides. It is a transcript of the gene nvy, whose product is annotated as protein CBFA2T1. Gene Ontology annotation, cellular component: nucleus. The record is from RefSeq and is a predicted model, not a curated record. Lineage: Eukaryota; Metazoa; Arthropoda; Insecta; Hemiptera; Phylloxeridae. Gene Ontology annotation, biological process: DNA-templated transcription; negative regulation of DNA-templated transcription. The transcript is spliced from 9 exons. Bases 457 to 2121 code for a protein of 554 amino acids. Gene Ontology annotation, molecular function: transcription corepressor activity.